Messenger RNA from Serendipita indica DSM 11827, 1665 nucleotides. Lineage: Eukaryota; Fungi; Basidiomycota; Agaricomycetes; Sebacinales; Serendipitaceae. The record is from the annotation of a GenBank genome assembly.
AUGUGCCGGCGCCAUGCCAUCUUUGGCGAGUUGGAUGAUGAGCUGAAGCUCUGGAGAUUUGUCGACAAGUUCCCUACUCCUAUCUACGACGUCACCUCUUGUCACAAAGGCGCUCCUCCAUUCCUCGUCGACUCGUAUCUACAUGCACGUUACCCUGCCGUGUAUCCAAAAGGUCCUCCCAUAGGCAAAGGCAUUGGCCUCGCAUUUGGCCUGUUCCUAAUGCAACAGGGUGCUAGCGUAGCCCACAACUAUGGCAUCGCUCAAACGAUGACUGUUGGUUUACUCAUUCGAUUAUCGGCCAGAUAUUCCGCAAGUCUCUGCGACUUUCCGGACGGGCACGCGGAGCAUAGUACCGGAAAGAUUACUACCAUGCUGUCUACAGACACGACUCGCCUCGACUUUGCCCUUGGAUUCUGCCACAGUCUUUGGAUUUCUCCUUUGAUGAUCAUUCUUGCAUUAGGUCUCCUCAUUGGUAACUUGGGAUACUCUGCACUUGUCUCCGUCGGUGUUCUUCUCCUAGGAUUCCCCGCACAGGGUAUCGUCGUGAAAUUCCUUUUCAACGCACGAAAAGACGGCAUUGUCAUUACCGACUCUCGUGUCCGUCUACUUCAAGAGGAAACUCUCUAUGGUCACAAGGUUGAUAUACUGCGUCGUGAUGAACUCAAAAGUCCGAACUACAUCAGUGCUACGUUCGACUUGAUCUCGUUGACAUCCUUCAUUCCUAUUCUCGCCGCCAUUCUUGCAUUUAUCACGUACAGCCUCACUGGUCAUCCAUUGGAUCCCGCCAUCAUCUUCUCAUCAUUACAGAUGCUCAAUUGUUGCGCAUGGUCAGCUCUCGUUACUCAAUGCCGACGGUCUCGUCUCACUGCGUAUUGGCGCAUUCCUCACAGCCGAGGAACUAUCACCGGCCUUUCCCAUCGACUCGUCUACAAAUUUGCCGUGGAUAUUACCGACGGAAGCUUUAUAUGGAAGUCGCCGACCCAGCUAAAGCCAAAGGCGAGCCGGGCCAGGCAAAAGGGUGGUGCCGAAGAAAAAGGAAGAUGCAAAGGCAAAAGACGAGAAGAAGAAACAGAGCAAGAAGAGCAAGAAAGCCGAGCAACAGGCCAAAAGGAUCAAUCAUCUGGCGAGCCCUCUCCUUCUGGAACGAUUAUCAAUGAGCCAAAGGAGGGCAAGGAGAUUUUCAAGCUCAAGAAUAUCAAUAUGCAUAUUGCCAAAGGACAGUUCAUUGGUAUCGUCGGCAAAGUUGGCAGCGGCAAGAGUAGUCUUCUCAAUGCGUUGAUUGGGGAGAUGAGGAAGACGAAUGGCAGCGUAUCGUUCAACGGCACGAUUGCAUAUACGCCACAAAACCCAUGGCUCGCGAACGCAACUGUGCGCGACAAUAUUCUCUUUGAAAUCCAUACGAUGAAGCGAGGUGAACAAACGGAAAUCGGCGAAAAGGGUAUCAACCUCAGCGGUGGUCAAAAGGCUCGCGUCAGUCUGGCGCGUGUUGCAUAUUCAAAAGCAGACGUUGUAUUCUUGACGACCCGCUCUCUGCCGUGGACGCACAUGUCGGCAAGAGUAUCCUCGAAGAUUGUCUCACUAGAGGUCCCUCGCUGGACGUACACGCAUCGUUACCCAUGCGCUCUCGGCCUUGCCCAGAGUGGACUACAUUUACGUUCUGGAUAA